AUGGCAUCGGGAGGAUCGGCUGAAUGUCCCUGGUUCGGUGGUGUGGUGGUAGCACACCCGAACGGCAAUCAGGAGGCCCGGGUUCAAUUCGCGGCCGUUCGCUGGCUUCUUUCGUCCUCUCAUGCCUUCCAUGUCCCGUACUGCGUGACGACCCGACCGAUCCCGGUCUGGCUGAGCCUGGGACAGGCGGUGAAUCUGACCUGCGACGUGGAGUCCGAGCCCGAGGUCCAGAGGUUCAACUGGACGUUCCGACAGCGACGCACGGAGGAAUACGUCAGGGUCCCGUCCGACCAGGUCCGGCAGUUCAAGAAUCGCAGCGUCUUGGAGUUCCUCGUCAGGAACGAGGAGGACUUCGGGAUCCUCCACUGCCGGGCCGUCAACGAGGUCGGGGAGCAGCAGGGUCCCUGCCUCUUCGACAUCGGGGAAGAAGUGAAGAAUCAGUCGGGACGCGAGCCGACCUUUCGAUUGUCCGGACUGCAGCCUGGGACGAAGUACGAGGGGAUUGCAUGGGCCGAGAACGAGAAAGGAGCCAGCGAAGCGACGCAGCUUCUCAUUUCUACCUCCUUCCCGGUGGAGCCGAACACCGCCCCUGCUCACUCGCCGUCGUCCAAGUCUCAAGUGAUCGUGACGUCACGUCCUCAUCUUCACCCCACCCCCUCUGAGCCCGUCCCAAUGAAGCCCAGCCCUACCUGGCUCGCCUUAUCCGAAUCCGCCGGUUCCUGGGUCCUCCUGACGAUAAUCGGAUCCGGAGUGGGCGGGACGCUGACCCUGAUCGCCCUGGGGAUCGGCUGUUGGGUCGGGGCCAAGCGGAGACGAGGCCGAGGGGGCGACAAAUCCACCCCGGCCGAUUCCACCUCGGACCAGAAGAAGCAAAAAUGGCUGAACUCGGAGAUGGAGCCCGGGUCGGAGAAGUUCAUCGUCGACGAACCCGAUCCCGAUAUCGUUCAGCACACCCGGCCGGGGCCGAAGGACGAUCCGGCUCCCAUGAAUCAUCGACCACUACUGCAUAUACAACGAAAUCUCAUCACCCGUAUCUGA
Molecule: messenger RNA, 1038 nt
Organism: Darwinula stevensoni
Lineage: Eukaryota; Metazoa; Arthropoda; Ostracoda; Podocopida; Darwinulidae
Source: the annotation of a GenBank genome assembly